UUUGGAUAGACUCCCGCGUCUGUCCGGUGCGAACUUUAGCAUCAGUUCGAGGUCCCUCUACACCUGCACCUCCAGAGGGGUCAGGUCUCUUCACUGCCCGGAGGAGGAAUUCAGCCAUGUUAGUUCCGACCUGUCUAUUAUGAUGUUUAAAUUGACAUGAUGUUAAUCUGAAUAUUGUUGAGUCUCUGCCACUUUGUCCGUGGUUUACAGUUUAAGACAUACUUAAUAUUUCACAUCAACACGUACAGGCUGCAAAUCAAUUAAUUACUCUCUGGCCUCACUCUAAAAUCGAGUGAGAUGAAACACAGGUUACCUCGCUGUUGAAGAACUGAAAGUGAAACUCUAUUAUGGUUAAGAAUCGUUUCACGGGGAUUACUAUUUCUACAGAUCUUGUACAGCCAGUAGUCAGUUGCAGUGUAGUCAGUUGCAGUGUAUUAACCGUUUUUAUCGCAAAUCAUGAAUUAUACGCUGAACCAACAUUAUGAGGAGAAGGUGCGUCCUAGUAUUGACCUCAUCGACUCUCUACGCUCCCUUGGCGUAGAGAAGGACCUUGCCCUGCCUGCCAUCGCCGUGAUAGGGGACCAGAGUUCGGGAAAGAGCUCCGUGCUGGAGGCGCUGUCUGGGGUGGCUUUGCCAAGGGGGAGUGGUAUUGUAACACGAUGCCCCCUCGAGCUGAAGAUGAAAAGGAAGAAAGAAGGAGAGGAAUGGCACGGAAAAAUCAGCUACCAGGACCGUGAGGAGGAGAUUGAGGAUCCCUCUGAUGUGGAGAACAAAAUUCGGAAAGCCCAGGAUGAAAUGGCAGGUGUGGGGGUGGGUAUCAGUGAUGACCUCAUCAGCUUGGAGAUUGGCUCCCCUGACGUCCCAGACCUCACACUCAUCGACUUGCCAGGCAUCGCCCGUGUAGCUGUCAAGGGUCAACCUGAGAACAUUGGGGAACAGAUUAAGAGACUGAUACGGAAGUUCAUCACAAAGCAAGAAACAAUUAACUUGGUGGUUGUGCCAUGCAACGUUGACAUUGCAACCACAGAGGCUUUGAAGAUGGCACAAGAGGUGGACCCUGAAGGGGAAAGGACAUUAGGCAUCCUGACCAAGCCCGACUUGGUAGACAAAGGCACAGAGGAGACUGUGGUGGACAUAGUUCAUAAUGAGGUUAUCCAGCUGACUAAGGGCUACAUGAUAGUCAAGUGCAGGGGACAGAAAGAGAUCAUGGAGCGAGUCUCACUGACCGAGGCCACAGAGAGGGAGAAGGCUUUCUUCAAAGAGCACGCUCAUCUCAGCACACUUUAUGAUGAGGGGCAUGCCACCAUCCCUAAACUGGCGGAGAAAUUAACUCUUGAACUAGUGCAACAUAUCGAGAAAUCCAUGCCUCGUCUAAAAGAGCAGAUUGAGGAAAAGCUGGAGGAGACACGCACCGCUCUGGAGAAAUGUGGUAACGGACCCCCUGAAGACCCAAAAGAGCGGCUGUAUUUUCUGAUCGAUAAAGUGACUUUGUUCACCCAGGAUGCAAUUAACCUGAGCACUGGGGAGGAGCUGAAAAGUGGAGACAUCAAUGUCUUCUCCACACUCAGAACAGAGUUUGGGAAAUGGAAGGCACACGUGGAUCGCUCUGGAAAGAACUUUAAAAAGAAGAUUGAAAAAGAAGUGGAUGAUUAUGAGAAGACGUACCGUGGAAGGGAGCUCCCAGGGUUCAUCAACUACAAGACCUUUGAGGUGAUUGUGAAGGACCAGAUCAAACAACUGGAAGAACCAGCAGUCAAGAAGCUGAAAGAGUUAUCAGAUGCUGCUAGGAAGGCGUUCAUACUGCUGGCUCAGAACAGCUUCACAGGUUUCCCUAUCCUUCUGAAAACAGCAAAGACUAAGAUCGAGACCAUCAAGCAGGAGAAGGAGUCUAUGGCUGAGUCCACGUUGAGGACUCAGUUCAAGAUGGAGCUGAUAGUGUACACACAGGACAGCACAUACAGCUCUAGCCUGAAGAAGAGGAAGAGGGAGGAGGAAGAGUUGGAGGAGGGAGAGUUAGUUAAAAAUCAUUUAGGGAGUCAGAAAGGGUUCUCUGUCUCUGUAAGGAGUACUGUCAACGGCCUUGACACCCAUGCUACCCUACGGGAGAUGAUGCUGCACCUCAAGUCCUAUUAUCAUAUUGCCAGUCAGCGUCUGGCUGAUCAGAUUCCCAUGGUGAUCCGCUACCUGGUGCUGCAGGAGUUUGCUUCCCAGCUGCAGAGGGAGAUGCUUCAGACUCUGCAGGAGAAGGACAACAUCGAGCAGCUGCUGAAAGAGGACAUCGACAUCGGCAGCAAGAGGACUGCACUGCAGAGCAAGCUCAAACGCCUGAUGAAGGCACGCAACUAUCUAGUGGAGUUCUAGUAUGGACAGCUGCUUGUUAACAUUUAGGAUGGUCUUGUCUAACUUCAAAUAGGUUGGUUAAUGGAAGUAGGCAUUGGGGUUUGGGGUAGAUUCUGUUAUCUAAGUUAUAAUAAAGUUACUAUGCAGUCAAGUUCUUUUAUCGUUUUUUUGUUUAUAAUAUUAAACUCAAAUGCAGCUAGCCUACCUGGUGGAGUGGAAGCUGCCUGAUAGCAUUUGGGAACAGAGAAGGAAGUGCAAUCUUUUUAUUAAUAGGCAAUGUAUAAUUUAUUUCUGAUAUCUUCACUUGUGUUUUGUCGUUUAUAUUUCUGAAUAUUUUUUAUUUUUUUAUUUAACGUGCUUCCUCUUUAUCAUGUUUGGAUGGGCCUGUGGGGACCACAGAACAUCAACUUACCCACUGGGCAAAAACUGUUUGAAUCAACAUUGUUUCUACAUCAUUUCAGCCCUUGUGAAAAAAUCCUACAGGAUUAGUGAUUUUUUUUCAAUAGAAUCUCGUCACCUCUAUCAGAAUCCUUUUGGAAUCCUAUUAGAAUCUAUUGGAAAUAAAAAAAAGUAAUCAUAUUGGAUUCUAUAGGAUUCUCACAGUCCUAUAGGAUGUUGUGUCACCUGUAUUAGAAUCCUAUUGGAAUUAUAUUGGACAGUUUUUUCCUAUUGGGAAUCAAAAGUAAUCCUAUCAGACCCUAUACAAUUCUUGCAGUCCUAUAGGAUUGUGUAUCACCUCUACCAGAAUCCUAUUGGAAUCCUAUAUUGGACUAGUUUUUUUCCUAUUGUUUUUUUUAACAAUACAAAACAUCCACAAACAAACAAAAACAUACAGACGCACACAAACAUUCACAUCAUCUCCAGCGCCCACCUCAAAUGGCACCAUUUUGUUUCUCUCCGUCGCCCACACUCUUUCAACAUUUAGAUUACAAGUAUUUAGCUAAACAUCUGCUAAACAUGUGACAAAUACAAUUUGAUUUGAUUAGAUAAUAAAGCAUUUGACCUUUCCAUAGUGUUAACGAUGCAGGAUUGAUUGUUUUUUCAGGAUAAUUGACAAGAACAGCAUCAUCCAACCAAUCGGGUAUCUCACAGAAACAUCAUAUGCCAUCUCUUGAAAUAUGGAGAGAGAUGGAUAUUUUUUAUUUUUUUCAAACCCUGUCUGCAGAUGAAGAGGUCCCAACGAAUGUCCCAAUAUAAUAAGGGUACAUCAUUGUAUACCAUGGAUUAUACACUGAACAGAAAUAGAAACGCAACAUGUAAAGUGUUGGUUCCAUGAGCUGAAAUAAAAGAUCGCAGAAAUGUUCCAUAUGCGCUAAAAGCUUGUCUCUCAAAUGUUCAGCACAAAUUGGUUUCCAACCCUGUUAGUGAGCAUUUCUCCUUUGCCAAGAUAAUCUAUUCACCUGACAGUUGUGGCAUAUCAAGAAGCUGAUUAAACAGCAUGAUCAUUACACAGGUGCACCUUGUGCUGGGGAAAAUAAAAGGCCACUCUAAAAUUAGCAGUUUUGUCACACAGCACAUUGCCACAGAUGUCUCAAGUUUUGAGGGAGUGUGCAAUAGGCAUGCUGACUGCAGGAAUGUCCACCAGAGCUGUUGCCAGAGAAUUGAAUGUACAUUUUUGCUUCUUCAUCUGCAGGAUUGUCUGUGAUGGAAACAAGUCAUUGUUAGUAUAUGACACACACUUACUGUUUGUGUGCCGGCCAAUGCGAUUUUGGUUUCUCUCACCAGAACACACCUCAAAUAUCUUUUACAUUUUCAGAAAAUGUUCUUUGAUUGCAGAACGCCCAUUUUCAUCAAGGCUGAAAGGGGCCAAUAUUGAAGUGGGUGUCCUGUGUGGUUAAUUAUUUUUUUGAAGAAGUUAAGAGACUAAACUAGGAGUCAGUUUUGUAGUACAAUCUAUUAAAUCCGAGUUAAAGCUCACCGCAAAGGUAGUCAAUGCCAUUCAAUGGAAAUUGACAGCUGGCAUUGUGAGUGAUCAAUGAAGACACCAUGAGACUGUUCAUGAGCUUUUAAUUAUUGUUGUUGCAUUUGUAUGUGAAUACUUGUUGUAUAAUUUGCUGGUUGUAAAUAAUUACAAACAUGUUAAAGGCUGUGAUAAAUGUGUUAUUUGUUAGGCUUAGCUAAAUUGCAAAAUGUAACAAUGGAGUGGAAAAUAUGUUGACAACAACAGCUUCGAUUGAUUGCAGUGUUAUUCAAUGUGUAAUUCCAAUAAAAACAUGCUUGGUUAAAACUUU
Molecule: messenger RNA, 4571 nt
Organism: Oncorhynchus kisutch (coho salmon)
Lineage: Eukaryota; Metazoa; Chordata; Actinopteri; Salmoniformes; Salmonidae
Product: interferon-induced GTP-binding protein Mx2
Exons: 12
Coding region: 457-2361 (634 amino acids)
Biological process (GO): receptor internalization; synaptic vesicle budding from presynaptic endocytic zone membrane; defense response to virus
Cellular component (GO): nucleus; cytoplasm; microtubule
Molecular function (GO): microtubule binding; GTP binding; GTPase activity
Source: RefSeq, a predicted model, not a curated record